This is a messenger RNA of Diorhabda carinulata, 7125 nucleotides long. RefSeq names its product junctional adhesion molecule A-like. The transcript is spliced from 8 exons. Gene Ontology annotation, biological process: synapse organization. Lineage: Eukaryota; Metazoa; Arthropoda; Insecta; Coleoptera; Chrysomelidae. Gene Ontology annotation, cellular component: neuron projection membrane. The coding region runs from base 238 to 1389 and encodes 383 amino acids. The record is from RefSeq and is a predicted model, not a curated record.
AUAUACUCGACGCCGUUAGUAUCACUACGAUUUUUCGCAGACGCAGAAAAACGAGGCGUCAAGUUCACUUAUAGGUGCGUGUUCGCUUUAAUUGAUAUUGGAUUCACCAGAGUUGGGCAAUAAAAUACCAAAAGUGCGGAAAUAUUUAACGUUUGUGACGAUUUUUUUUUUCAAAUAAAAUUUGUGUAAAUGAGUGGGUAAAUUGUUUUGUGAAAAAAAAUCAACAUCUAACAAAGCAUGUGGCAGUUAUUCUGUAACAAACUCUUGGGAUUUAUGAUUUUCUUCAAUUAUACAGAUCUGAUGUUGGUAAUUGGAGGUAUGGCAUCUUCCGCGUCUGGAUAUAACUCCCUUCCAGAGAGUGAGACUCUUUCUCCGCUACCAAUGGGAUCACUUGCUAUUCCACAAAACCGUUUCGAUCCCUACUUUGAUGCUUUGACUCCAAAUAAUGUAACAGCUCUUGUUGGAAAAUCAGCUUAUCUCAGUUGUAGAGUUAGAAAUUUGGGAAAUAAAACGGUAUCAUGGAUAAGACAUAGGGAUAUUCACAUCUUAACCGUCGGCAGCUAUACUUACACAAGCGACCAAAGAUUUCAAGCUAAUCAUCAUCAAGAAACAGAUGACUGGACCCUGCAGAUUAAAUGGGCACAGAAAAGAGACGCUGGAACUUAUGAAUGCCAAAUAAGUACUCAGCCUGUGAAGAGUUAUUUUGUGAUACUAAACGUUGUUGAUGAUGUAGCUAGUGAUGAACCAGCUAGAGAUGAAGACACUAUACACCGAAAUACAGAUUUUCCUACUGCUCAAAUUUUGGGAGGACCAGAUUUACAUGUAGAUAAGGGGAGUACUAUCAAUUUAACUUGUUCUAUAAAAUUCAGCCCAGAGCCGCCUGCAUAUAUUUUUUGGUACCAUCAUGAUGACGUUAUAAGUUAUGAUUCGAGCCGUGGUGGUGUGAGCGUGAUUACAGAGAAAGGUGAUAUAACUACAAGUUUCCUGCUAAUUCAACAUGCUGAUAUAUCGGAUUCUGGAAAAUAUUCUUGUAGUCCUUCAAAUGCAGACGUUGCAAGCGUUAGAGUACAUGUCUUGAACGGUGAACGACCAGCUGCCAUGCAGACCGGCUCGGCGGGAUUAUCUAACAGUUCUUUAAACAUAUUCGCGUUGAUUAUAGUUUCCUACAUUUAUACAUCUUGUUACUUCAACAACUUUGAUUCAAAUAAUACAAGUUGGAGGUUAUUUGGAGCUAAUCCUUUAGCGGAUUUUUCUCAGCGUGUUCCACUUCCCUCUUCUCUUCUAUCUUUCAAUUUUAGAUGGAAACCCAAAAUCGAAAUUCUAGUAAGGAGUGUAAGAUAUGAUGGAUUCCAAUUUGGAAGAGUAGAAACUAGAAUCAAUUUAAAAUAAGAUUUCAAGAUGAAUGUAACAACCCAUUGAAGAGACUGAAAAGCGACCAAUUUUAAGUUGCUCUUGCGCUUGCAAUUUUUGUUUUAUCAAAUCAUAGUUACCUCUAUCAAAAUUAGGCUCAGACACCUCAAGAAAUCCAAAUUCCAUAACAUUGUCAUUAUUGGUUAUCAAAGAAUUUUCAGAUAUAAGAGGAAGACAUGAUAGAGAUUGCUGGUGAUUAUCUUUUACUACCUUGAUCCAAAAAAUCCAAAAGCUCGUAUUUAUUAUCAGCUUUGUGACGCUAGAAAUAUCGACUACAUUACCAUGGAAUGAUCAUAUGCCACAAGCUGUUGAUAACAUUAAAGAAAUUUUCUUCAGCCUCAGCCUUGUCUCGUCGUAUGGCUGUCUCAUCGAUAUCAAAACCCGUUGAGGUAGUCAUAUCAUUCGGUUAUGUUUGUUUCGUAUCUGCUUUUCGCGGUCCGACUAUUACUCGAUACGUGUGUUUGUGGUUUGUUUUGGUAUUUGACAUUUUUUUUAUGGUUAAUUAGCAGCACGCUCUUGUUAGGUAUUGGCAGUGACCUUGAUCAGGUUAUAGCCGGGUACAAAUGUAGCAAUUGCUAGAAGGAAUUUUUAAAAAAUGAUUAAUAUAAUAAAUUUUGAUACAGCAGCGAAUGUUGUAUACUCUGCGAUUCCCCUAAUUUGAGAUACUUCAAUGAUAAAGUCUCUAAUUUAAUCAAGAAUAAGAUUUUCCCAGAAAUCCCAGACUCGCAGGUUGUAUAAAUCAGUUAACUAACUAUUGCCGAGAAAUAAGAUAUGUUAUUAAAAAACUAAUCUAAAUGGAAUUUUAUAGAAAAGAAGUUAGAUAAUAUUAACAAAAUAGCCGAUAUGUUUACUCUCUUCAAGCCAGAUUUGUUGCUUAAAUCAGUACGGGAUAUGGAAUACAAUCUUUGUUGUUAUUACUAAUUUAUUUGAGCAGAUAACUAAUUUAGCUUGGGGUGAAACGUCCAUACUGUCGUGAUUUUCAAGUCUCGUAGAAAUCAGCAAACGCAGAAGUCCAAUUCUUCGCAUGAAACCACUGUCAUCGUACAAAUUUUUGAGAUUUGUCCAUACUUCUUGGACAGUUUUUGCAUCCUUUACAUGAGGACAUAAACUUGGGUCUAUGGUUAAAACUAACUUAGCUUUUGCUUGGGCAAUGGUGGUCCUUACCGUCAAGGCAUUUGCUUAAGCCUUCGAGCACAAACACAUUCUCAAGUGCGAAUACCCAUUCGUCAUAGUUCUCGCGACCUUAAAGCCUCGGCACACUCUUCAAAUAGUUAACGGCCAUCUUGCUUUUCCGCGAAACACAAGCGCCCGCGACACGAAAAUAAAAACUGUUUUUCUCCACUUACCGUACUACUGAAUUCCCGAAACUUCGCGUUGGAAACGAUCUGGGCCCAUAACCUGUUGUUAUUACUAAUUUAUUUGAGCAAAUAACUAAUUUAGCUUUGGGUAAAACGUUCAAAAAGGUACUGAAAAAACAAACAACGUAUUGACGCUAUUGAAUGUGUUUAUUAACUACUACUAAAAAGGAAAGAAAACAAAGGAAGGCAAUACAUCUAUUAGGUUGCAAUAAAUGAACAUAGAUGUCGCCACACGGCUCGUGAACUUUUGGUAUUAUUUCCAACAAUCUUCUCAAUAUAUCUUUUAUGCUUUUCAACCAUUUCGAAGAAAUAAAGAAAAUUCAUAUUCUCGAUUCUUCAUUCGAGGAGAUGAAACAAGAUUUGCGAAAUUUGGAAAAUAAUUUAAUUGAUAUAUCCACUCUAGUAAACGAAAUAUAUACUCAAAUUAAUGACAGUAAUCAGAAGAAACGACCCACCUAUAUUAAAUCAUAAGAUAUCCAGGUUUCCGGAGGUUUCGUUAAAAUGGCCUAUUUAAUUUUCAUUGUCCCGAGAAGCCCCACCUCCGCCAACGGUAGAUACUUUUGAGUCUGUGAAGCUAAGGAAGUGAUACAUCCUGUAGGUACCGGUUGUGACCUUCCGUAUCCAGAAAUAAUAUCCACCUUAUUUAACAAACAAGCUUCAGCUGUAUGCAAAUAAAAAAGCUUUUCGUGACUUUCAAAUUAUUAACGCAAAAUCCUCUUUUUGAAAUAAUCUGAGUUUUACACGAUUUCUUACAUAUUGAUUUACAAUUAACGAACUAAUUAUAAAAUGAUUACAAUUGAUCGUGAUUGAUUGAAGUGACUACAACUGACUGACUAAAAAUGUGUGAAUAAAUUUUUUUAUAUAAAUGUAAAUACACUGUGAUUCCAUGGUAACAGCAAUAACAGUAUUUUAUAUUUUUCAAGCACCUCAGAAAGCAACGAAAAAUAUUUUUGUACAGCAGGUCUAUUAAAACCCAGGGCUCUAGCAAGUGAUGUUGGUUCAGGGGUACGAAGUUUAACGUUUGGAUGUCUCUUUAGAAAACUGUAUAACCAAGCUUUACCGGCCAUUUUUUAGCUUUUUUAAAUUGAUCAACUAAGCCAUUGCGUUGAGCUAACUGAAAAGCCAAACUUCGAAAGUCAUUCAAAGUAAAACUAAAUAGUCGCGAUUCCAUAGACAAAAUGUGUUACACCAACUCUUCUUCUUGCUCCUCAAAGAAAACCGGUCUGUGACGCCCUAGUCCCUUUUUCCCUGAAUCCUCUCGUUCAAGAGACUCAUUUUUUAUUUUUUUUUAUUCUGGCUUCAAUAGUUGUGUGAGGUACUUUAAAUUAUUUCGAAGCUUUAAGAUAGCCCAUUCUUCCUUCGAGAACCUCUUCCACUGCUUGGCGCAACUUUCCUCAUUCCAAGACUGCCGAUCGGUUUUUCUUUUAUAUUAUCCCAUCUUUUAAUCAGCCUGUAAAAAACAAAAUUUAAAAUCGUCACUAAAUUCUAUAGCGUUUUUGAUUGGACAAAACCGGAUAGUAUCCAGUUUUACCCGACCGCUUGGUAUCCAAUUUUGCCCGACAGCACAUUAAAAAAUGUUUUUUAAAAUUCUCUCACAAAAAAAUUAGUUGUCAUAUUCGCAAAUGUCACAAAAUAUAGCCACAUAUUUACAGAGUCAUAAAAAAUACUCACCGUUAUUUAUUUCGCUUGUUAAAUCUAAAAAAUUCUUAAUUAAACACCGCUACAACAAAAUAUCAUAACCUUAAUUUUUCAAUCUGUCACUGUCACUCACCACAGAUCGAUAAAUAAACCGCCUAACCACCACCUACAUUAUCACCAGAUCGUCCAAUUUUAUGAUUUAGCCCUAUACCUUAUGCACAUGUUGCCAGUUUCUAAUAUACGAGAUGUUUGAAGACUGAAUAUAAAUAUCAAUUCACGAAAUUUUUCACGUUUUCACAAAGUAUAUUUGAAAAUUGGGAAUCAUGGCGUAAGGGUUGCCAAUAGAUUAUUUAAACUUGCUUGUGUUUAAUAAAUCAUAGUGAAUUUUGUUUACGACUGAACUAAACUAAAAUAUAUUACAGCUGUCCAAAAAGAGUAUCGGGUAUUUGUUUUCGCGCCACAUUCGAAACGGAGCGACGAAAGGGAGUGGGGAGGAAUUCGAGGGAUCCGCCAUUUUGUGGAAUUUUAGUCACGAUGUAACAGUACUCGAGGACGCAUCGCACAUUUUGCGUACGAGCGUACUAUCGUAACGGUGAUUCAAUUGUGACUGCUCAACGUCUGUAUCGUACGGAAUAUCGUACACGCCACGCGCUAAGUGACGAAAUGGUUCAGGAUGUUUGAGAAUACAGGUGCGACAGUUAAAAUUCAAAACUCUCGUCGCCCUCAUUCAGUUCGCGAUGAAGAAACAAUUGAAGAAGUUGAGGCGUCGGUUCGUCGAAAUCCAUCUGCGAUAUGUUGCGACAUUUUUUGGUCCCAGAGUUGCAGGAGUUUGCAGGUUUCAACUCAAGAACGUGGUUCCAGCAAGAUAGGGCUACUUGCCAUAACUCGAAUGACUCGAUGGAAGUUGUGAAUGAAUUAUUCCCUAAUAAAGUCAUUUCGCAAAGGAGUAACAUCAACUGGCCUCCCAGAAGCCCCGACCUUAGCCCGCUUGACUAUUUUGUAUGGGGAUACCUUAAAAGUAAGGUUUAUCAAAAUAAUCUAAUGAAAUAACCCAAUUGAAGGAAAACAUCAGGUCAGAAAUGGCAGCAAUAUCAAGAGCUGUGUGUCGACGUGUUAUCGCCAAACUUCGUUCCCGUUUAGAAAAGUGCCAGCAACGUAACGGUCAUCAUUUGCAUAACAGCAUCUAUUCCAAAUAAUUUUCCAAUUCAUAUGAUAUCAAAAAACAAUAAAAAUUUUUAUUGCUUAUAAAUAUUUUUUGUUCACUUGAAGUUACAAUUACCCGAUACCUUUUCUGGACACCUUGUACAUUAAAUAUUAAGAAACUCGUUGUAUUCUCAUCUACACUUAUCCAGUGAUUUGAUUAAGAAAUUCAAUGAAUUUCAAUUUCUUAAAUAUUCAAUUCUCCAAAUGUAUAAAAUUUAUUGAAGUAAAUGGAAGGAAUACUGAUCAUUUACCUGACGGUAUUUAUUUUUGUUGUUUAGUUUCGUAUUAUUACACAUUAGGAGAAUAAAAUGUUUUAUAAAUAGAAUAGGUAUCACCCAUCGAAGUACAUGAAUCAAACAAUAGUAAGUUUUUGUAGAAUUGCAUGCUUUUUUCAAUUUUUUCUCGUUAUUAUUCAACUGAAUUGAAAAGCAGUUGCCCAUAUGCAUGCAAAAAAAUCUGCCAAUUAUCAAAAUCACUAUUUAAAAAUUAAAUACGAGGUAUUUCGAGCAAUAGUAAUAUUUGAUUGAAACAUGUAAAGAUAAAUUAUCAUAUUACGGGUCCCAUUAUAUACAAUCUAGAGAUUGGACAUUUUUAAUGAACCACCCUGAAUAGUUUGAAGAUAUGGUCAGAAAUAUAUAAAAAUGAAGCAUUAACCAUAUGUGAAUAUAAACGAUAAAUAUAUUGAGAAAAAAGGUUCAUUUCCAAAUAUAAUGUAAUUUAUAAUUUCUAAUGUAUCAAAAAAAUUUUAAUUCACUGCUUAUAUCAAGAUCUUGGAUAAAUUUAAAUGCUUGUAUAUUUUCUUACCUACUAUUUAUAUGCACCAUUCAGUUUAGACACGUGAUUGUCUAAUUCAAUUACAUUUUUUAGUAAUUUAUAUUCACUGUCAGUUAUAAAAGUUGACAGUACAUUUACCAAUGUAACAAUGGUUAGUGGUAUUAAAUAGAAUGUUGGGUCCAAGACACUACCUUGUAGAUCAGCAGAUGUGGGGGAAUGGAGAUUGGAAUCUUAACAACUUUGUUAAAAAUCUUUCGCAAUAUUAUUAAUAAUGAUUCUUUACGAAUUGAUUGGUUUCCGAAUUAUUAUUAUCCAAAUAUUCCAAUUUUUUAAUAAUUCAAACGUUAAAAGCAAAAACUAAUGGUAUAUGGUAUUGGUUAUGAUAUAUUAUGUGUAAAAAUUGUAUAUAUUUAAACGUAAGACUUUUUAUGAAUAGAUUUCAAGAGUUUGAAAAUGGAAAAGUAUUAUCUUUGUACAUUCAAAAUAUUCACACUAUUAUCAACAAGUUAUAAAUAUUUUGUAAAUAGUAAGCAUUUAUGUGAAAAUGUGUUUAUUAUUGUGUUUUGUUGUGAUGUUCAAAUUUUAUUAAGUUGAAUCCAUCAUUGUAAUUAAUUACUAUAAAUGUACAACACUCAAUUUCAAUGUGAAGUGAGGUAUGGAACUAAACAUACGACUAAACAAACUUUAAGUUUCAUAAGUAUAGAUGUAAUUUACUACUAUAAUAAUAAAAUUUUUUGAAUAA